AAAAGAGAAUCAGGACAGUUAAUUUGAGACGGGGGAAGUAUGUCAAUGAAUACCACAAGAACUAUGGUGCUAUACAUAAUAUACUCUAUAAUUUAGCAAGAAAAGAGAUUAUUUUGCUAUGCAAGGAUUUAUGUCAAUUGCAGUAAAAACAGCAGGAUCUGGACUUUUCUUUCUUAUUCUUGUUAAACAUAUUCCUUUUUAAGUUCUACUCGGUUGAUCUUUUAUGUACACUUACCAAGCUUCAUGCUCUCUUUUCAGGCAUCUCCCGUAGUUGUGGGAACUAGCAUUGGAGCUGCUGCUUUGGCAGCUAGAUACUUGAUACAAGCAUGGCAAACAUUUAAAGCAGCACCUCGAGUUCGGAGGUUUUAUCCUGGUGGUUUUGAACGGGCUAUGACAAGGCGAGAAGCAGCAUUGAUUCUCGGAGUCAGGGAAAGUGCUGUCCUGCAGAAGAUCAAGGAGGCUCACAGGAGAGUUAUGAUAGCAAAUCAUCCAGACGCUGGUGGCAGCCAUUAUCUUGCUUCCAAGAUUAAUGAAGCCAAGGACGUUUUGUUAGGGAAAACCAAGGGAGCUGCUUCCGCAUUCUAAUUGACAAGUAUUUUGUUUACACCAUCAUUUUUAUUUCUUAACAGCUUC
This is a messenger RNA of Lycium ferocissimum, 633 nucleotides long. Its product is annotated as mitochondrial import inner membrane translocase subunit TIM14-3-like. Gene Ontology annotation, biological process: protein import into mitochondrial matrix. The record is from RefSeq and is a predicted model, not a curated record. Gene Ontology annotation, cellular component: PAM complex, Tim23 associated import motor. Gene Ontology annotation, molecular function: ATPase activator activity. Bases 244 to 585 code for a protein of 113 amino acids. NCBI's taxonomy places the organism in Eukaryota, Viridiplantae, Streptophyta, Magnoliopsida, Solanales, Solanaceae. The transcript is spliced from 2 exons.